This is a messenger RNA of Phalaenopsis equestris, 1024 nucleotides long. Its product is annotated as pathogenesis-related genes transcriptional activator PTI6-like. NCBI's taxonomy places the organism in Eukaryota, Viridiplantae, Streptophyta, Magnoliopsida, Asparagales, Orchidaceae. The transcript has a single exon. Gene Ontology annotation, molecular function: DNA binding; DNA-binding transcription factor activity. The record is from RefSeq and is a predicted model, not a curated record. Gene Ontology annotation, biological process: regulation of DNA-templated transcription. The coding region runs from base 251 to 991 and encodes 246 amino acids.
GCUUAUAUAUUCUCUUCAGUCUUCACUGCUCGCUCUACUUCUUCGUUUCCAACACUCGCUUACUUUUCCACCCAAACCCAUCUUGAUUCCCAUCUUUUUCCUGGCCGAACUCUAAACCCCAAAGCCCACGAACCCUUCUUCUUCUCUCGCAAGUCCCCAAAAACAACGGUACGAACCCAAAUCUGUUUUCAUGAUACCUCGAAACUCUCCGUAAAAGCUCGAUCUUGAUUAGGCUUGGCGCGUCAGAUCCAUGGAGAUCUCGCGCCCAAUCCAUCGCCUCGAUUUCGCCGCCAUGCCGGUAAAUUUCUCCGAGCAUAUCUCGACAACAAAGAAGAAGACGAUGAGCGCCGGAAAACCAAAGAGAAUCGAACGCAGACUCGUUCGGAUCAUCUUCACCGAUGCUGACGCCACCGAUUCGUCUUCUAGCGACGAGGAAUCUGUAAACCCUAUUCCACGAAGAGCAAAGAAGCAGGUAUACGAAAUAGCUUUCCAGGCAACCCCAGAAUCACCCCAGGCCAAUAGGCCAGUAAAGGCGGCCUCUUUACCUGAAAACAUUCAUUCGAACAGAUUCCGUGGGGUUCGCCGGCGUCCAUGGGGUAAAUGGGCGGCGGAAAUCAGAGAUUCGAAUAUAAAGAAGAGGAUUUGGCUCGGAACUUUCGAUACGGCUGAGGAAGCAGCAGCCGCUUACGACUCCGCCGCCUUGAUAAUCAAGGGAGAGAAAGCCGUCACGAACUUUCCGGCGUGGAAGGAUCCAUUGGAGAGAAUCUUCGUCGAAGCCUCCCGCCCUGUUUCAUCUCCCACCUCUGUUCUCCGCUGCGGCGACGAGCAGACUCCGUUAGAUGGUUUCUGUUACGGCGAUGUGGAUGUAUUCGGAGUUAGCGUGGAUCCGCCGUUAUUUAUGACGGAGUUUUGCAUGCCGAAGCGGCAGUACUGGGAAGUGGACUUGGGUGAUUUUAAUGCGGAGGAUUUUUCAAUGGAAGUCAUCACGUAAGGGUAAUAUUAUUUUUGGGAAAAAAAAUUUUGA